AUGUCUAUAAAAGUAUACCCGAUGAUGAUUGAUGUCGACGAUAUUGUGGAUAACGUUCUUUCUCUAAAACGGAAAUACAUUGAAGCAAUCGGAGGAUAUCGUGGUGUUCUUGAACAGACUGAAAGCAUGUUCAUUAUUGCUACAAAGGAAUUGCGCGACAUACUUGUAUUAUUCUACAAACGAAAGGACGUGAAUCCGUUUGAUAUAAUCCAAUUUUCAUAUUAUUCUUGCAAAGUGUUAGAAAUGUGUAUCAAAUGUACCGAAAAGAAAGAAAUCUUUGAUAUCGUUGAUUUCAUGCUCAUCAUAACAAAGAUGAUUGAAAACUACGUUUCAUUAAAACGGAAAUUGAUUAAAAAACAGGUUUCAGACCACUUGUUACAAGAUGAUGAUUCAACAAUAGAAGAGGGAUUUUAUUUCAAUUGA
Molecule: messenger RNA, 423 nt
Organism: Entamoeba invadens IP1
Lineage: Eukaryota; Evosea; Mastigamoebida; Endamoebidae
Exons: 1
Coding region: 1-423 (140 amino acids)
Source: RefSeq, a predicted model, not a curated record